AUGAGUUACAGCACUUGCGAAAAAGUCUCGCUAGAAUGCCCCGUCGAGGCAACCACCUACGGCUACUACCCCAACCUCGGCGGCAACAUUUUUUUUGCGAUCUUCUACGGCAUCCUGGGCGUCUUCCAGCUGGGAUUCGGCAUCUACUUCCGCUCCUGGACGCUGACGAUCGCAAUGGUCAUCGGCGCCUUCAUGGAGCUGGCCGGGUAUAUCGGGCGCAUACAAAUGCAUUACAAUCCGUGGAACGAGAACGCGUUCAAGCUACAGAUCGUCUGCCUCGUGCUGGCGCCCACCUUCGUCGCCGCGGGCAUCUACCUCACCCUCAAGCACAUCGUCCUCUCGCUGGGGCCGCAGUACUCGCGCCUCAAACCGCGCCUCUUCACCUGGAUUUUCAUUAGCUGUGACGUCGGGUCCCUCGUCCUCCAAGCGGCCGGAGGUGGUGUCGCCGCCGCCGCCGGCAAGACGGACCAGACCCUCCUGCAAGUUGGAGACGACAUCAUCAUCGCCGGUAUCGCAUUUCAGGUGGCGACCAUGUCGGUAUGCGGGCUGAUCGCGCUGGAGUUUUUCAUUCGGGUCGUCCGGCACGGGCCCGGUUUGGGCGGUGAUCUUAACGUGGAUGGGGUGAAGCAUAUUCGACUGGUUAUCUAUGCGGAGAUCUUCGCGUAUUUCACCGUGUUGAUUCGGUGUAUCUAUCGUAUCCCCGAGAUGGCCGGUGGAUGGGGGAACCCCCUGAUGCAGAAGGAAGACGAGUUCUUGGUGUUGGAUGGGAUGAUGAUCGCGCUGGGAGUGGGCGCCCUUACCGUCGUGUAUCCUGCGUUUUUCCUUCCGUCUAUGCGGAAGGGACGGCAGACGGAGAAGGCAUAG
This is a messenger RNA of Aspergillus uvarum CBS 121591, 864 nucleotides long. Its product is annotated as RTA1 domain-containing protein. The coding region runs from base 1 to 864 and encodes 287 amino acids. Lineage: Eukaryota; Fungi; Ascomycota; Eurotiomycetes; Eurotiales; Aspergillaceae. The transcript is spliced from 3 exons. Gene Ontology annotation, cellular component: fungal-type vacuole; plasma membrane. The record is from RefSeq and is a predicted model, not a curated record.